Molecule: messenger RNA, 2109 nt
Organism: Parastagonospora nodorum SN15
Lineage: Eukaryota; Fungi; Ascomycota; Dothideomycetes; Pleosporales; Phaeosphaeriaceae
Exons: 3
Coding region: 1-2109 (702 amino acids)
Source: RefSeq, a predicted model, not a curated record
AUGCUAACGUAUCCAGACCGAGCAACAUUUGAGCAAAUACGCGCCCAGUGGGAGGCAGCUCAGCACGGCGAGGAAGAGACGGUAGAUAUGGUGGGCAGAAAGGUGUCCCAGCAACAGCCCACAGGUGGCAAUGCCGCUCCUCACGGCACGAUAACGGCCUCGGGAGCAAACGGGUCUUCUCCCCAUUUCGACGCGCCUAUUUCACGACCGCGCGAUUUGGCAGCUUCAAGAAGGCCAGUUGUUGAGGCAUUGAAACCUGACACACUUACUCAGCCCGAGGAUACUACGAAGAACGAUCAAGUCAACGCGACAUCUUCGGCACUGCCUCGCUCACGAACGACGAGCUUUCUACCACGACCAGUUGGACCCGCUUCGGGCGGUUCUUAUGAUGACCAGGACAGGACGAUCAAGCUCCAGCCUGUCACAGUUGUCGCCGACCCCAAGUUGCGCGCAAUACCGUCUAAGAUACCAUCACCGAGCCCUCCGCUCUCGGAACGACGCGUCUCCAGUCCACGUCAAUAUCUUCCUCAACACAUGUCGCGACGCGAUCCACAAGUUGUCAACCGCCGUACUCCAGUAGCCGACAGCGCGGGCUCCCCCUCGAAGCUGGCAGUGAGAUCACGUACAACACCUAAUCUAGUGAAGGCAGCGCAUUCACCCCAGCCAGCACACAAUGCGCCUUCCAGUAAAGCAGGAUAUAAGAAACCUGCAGGCACUCCAGUCACUUCGAAAUCUACUCUACAAGAGAACGUACCUACGAAGCAUCGCAUCAGCCAGAGACGCUCUCAGAUCAUAGAGAAAGACCUGAAGCGAGAAAGCCUAGCAGCGCCUGCGACGGUGAAGAACAGGAAAUCUAUUGUUCAAGACUCUCCACUUGGCCCUAGCAAACAGCCGAACGAGAGCACUCCAACAAUGGCAAAGAAACGCAUGAGCUCGAACCUCGCCGAGCACACGCCCGUCACCGCCAAGCGCGUACAACCAAGGGGGCAUCAACCCUCACUUACAAAAGGUAGUCCGGCUGCACAGCCCAGAGUGGGUCCCCGAAAACACACACCAGCACCACUACUACCAGAAACCCCAAGACCAGAGCUACCGCGUUUGAAAUCAGAGAAGGAACAGCAGAGGAAAACACUGAACACGCCAAACGGUUUGGGAGGGAUAUGGAGGUCUUCACGUGCGCUGGCAGCAGCAAACCAUGAGGUGAGACUUCCACGUUCCUUCACUUUCCACAAUUAUGGAACAAGCACGGAAAGUUUGCCCCCAAUACCUGCCAUCCCCGAUCAAUACGGGACACCAUCUCUCUCAAGCUUCUUCCAACCAGCACCCUCUUUUCAGACGUAUCGCUACAAGAUGGAUUCGAUGGCUGCCUCCUGCGAAUCCAUUCCUGAAGAGACGAAGCAUACCCUCUCUACCGUGCCCGAUCAUGCAGCACAGGCCGAUCCCACAUCACCUACUCUCUCGACCUCUUCUGAUAGCAUCGUCGCGCAGCCGUCGUGGCCUUACAAGACAUCCUUACUACAGAGCGCCACCUCAACACAACCCUCAACGGAAUCCUUGACAGGUAUACAAUAUACUCAGAACGAUCGACCUUGGUCCAUUUCUGAUCAACAAUAUGAAGACAGCGCUGACAUUGAGUCUUACCUUCAGGUUCGAGAUUACAUGCCACCGCUAUAUUGGGCAGGCCGUUUUCAGUCCCGAUGCGAUCAUUGGCGUACGGAAGCUAUGACGGCUGAGCUCGAUCCGACGCAUAUACCAGAAGGCCAGUUGGGCCAGUGCAGACUGAGUCAAGACAAGCUAGCAGCGUGCUACAUCUUCGCGCAAAUGCGCGACCUAUGUCUCACGGAGCAGGCAGCCAACAGCUUAUGGGCACGUUACAUACCCAGAGAGUUUGAGUACAAGUACCGAAAAGACAACAGAAUGUUGAGCGCGGAGUAUCCGAUGCACCCACCCCGUAAGCACGACAACCCGCCGACCGAUAACAAAGGAUCCUUUGGCCGAGCCAUGAGGAAGCUGACCCCACGGAAAAGCAGCUUUGUCAAUCUGCUGAAAGGUAAGGGGUGGGGCACGGGUGACGAUCAGGCUGCCGAGAUGUCCCCUGGUAGCUCUUAG